Messenger RNA from Amphiprion ocellaris (clown anemonefish), 2701 nucleotides. It is a transcript of the gene aplf, whose product is annotated as aprataxin and PNKP like factor. Gene Ontology annotation, molecular function: protein binding; DNA-(apurinic or apyrimidinic site) endonuclease activity; 3'-5' exonuclease activity. Gene Ontology annotation, biological process: double-strand break repair. Lineage: Eukaryota; Metazoa; Chordata; Actinopteri; Pomacentridae. Bases 236 to 1651 code for a protein of 471 amino acids. The transcript has 10 exons. Gene Ontology annotation, cellular component: nucleus; site of double-strand break. The record is from RefSeq and is a predicted model, not a curated record.
CGGAAGUGUAGGAUCGUGGGAGCAGAAGUUGUGGUUGUUUUCUGUCCUGCUGCUUCCACUUCCACGCAGAACCGACCUGAUUUGAACCCCCGGCGGGUAGACAGGGGGGCAGUUAAACACCGCUCGGCUCCUCCUAAACCUGCCCCGGGGGUAGCAGAACUUCCUGUCCCAGGGAAACACGACUCGGACCAGUUAAUUCUGCCUAAGGUGCCAGAACCACCUGGACGGAACCAUCAUGUCCGGCUUCGACCUGGUCCCGGUGGACGGCGGGGAUCACGUCCACCUGCCGCCCGGGAAGACGGUCGUGGGCCGCGGUCCGUUCCUGGGAGUCAGCGAUAAGAGAGUUUCCAGACAACACGGACUGCUGGAGAACCUGAACGGACAGCUGAGGCUCAAACCGAUACACCUGAAUCCCUGCUUCGUUCAGUCGUCCCUGAGCGAUGAUCCUCGGCCUCUGCAGAAAGACUCCUGGCACCUCCUCCAUCACGGAGACUUGUUCUCGCUGCUGCCGGGUCGGUUCAUCUACGAGGUGGUGGCGGUGGGCAGAGAGGAACGCACUCCCAGAAACAGCCAGAUGUUUGAAGAGGAGGAACUGAACGAGAGUCCACCUGAGGAGGUUCCGACACCAGCAGCUCCAUCAAACGUCGAGGAGACCAACAGUCCCAGCAGCAGUCCGAAACAGGAAGACUCAGCUCGAUUAAUGGAGGAUGAUCAGAGAGACGCUACUCCGUCUGUAACCAGGAGGAGAGUUUUACCUACAUGGAUGAUGGCAGCUGUAGCAGCUCCGAGGCCUUCGUCCUCCCAGAAAGCUCCGUCGGCUGUGAAAGGAGGUAAAUCGCCUGCAGUGUCAGUCAGCAGUAAACGAGCAGCAACAGCACAGGCCACGCCCACGAUAUCAUCCUCACCUGUGGAGGCGGAGCUUAGUGAGGAGGAAGAGGAAAGACCGAGGAAGAGGAUGAGGAAGAUGAGCAACAGAGAAGAAAAACGUCAGACUGAAAAGAAUAAACCUGGUAUCUUUGACCGUCAGGAUGUUCUGUCAGAAGAACCCAGCAGGUCUGAAAUCAGCGGUGAGUCUGAUGACUUCCCGGUGGUAUCAGGAAAAGGAAACACUUCGACACGGGCGUCUGAAAUCAGUGAAUCUGAGACGGACAAGAAGCCAAAAAGCAAACUCACAGCUAAAGAAGCCGAGUCCGUGGAAUCGAAUGGCUGCUCGGCGUCCAUCCAGGCUCCAUCCAAACGCCCAGUCAGGACGGUGUGUCCGUACGGGAAGGACUGCUACAGGAAGAACCCGCUUCACUUCCAGGAGUGCAGUCACCCUGGAGACACCGACUACGAGGAAGAGGAUGAAGAGGAGGAGGACCGACCAGAAUGUCCCUACGGGACCGACUGCUACAGGAAGAACCCUCUACACAGGAAAGAAUAUAAACACACCAGGAGACCAGUUCGAGCUAAACGUUGCGUCGCCAAAAACACUCUUGACGACGACGAAGAGGACGAAGGCGAAGAGUACGACGACAGCUUCAUCAACGACGACAGCGAGGACGUCAGUGACGACUCAGACUACGUCCCUCCAGACUCAGACGACGACGGCAGGGAGGACGUCAAACGGCUGCGGAGAGAAGCUGCGACUUUCCUGAAGAGGAGGAAGUAGAUUCAUGUCGGGUUCAAAGAUCUGAAGCUUCAUUUACAGCUUUGAGUGGAAACACCAACAAGUCAGACGUCUGGAUCCAAACAGCCUCAAAUAUGGGGAAAAUUCAGGGAUAAUCAGCCAGUGCCUGGUUCUGUAUCUCCAGUGAAUUUAUUAAUGAUCAGAGUUCUUCCUUCAGAGUGGGGCUAUAUCCAGAGUUCCAGGUCCUUGCAGUCCAUAGAGGUGGUCCAAGAUAUUAAUAAGUGAUCUUUCCAGUUGUCAGUAGGUCUACUCUAGAACUUUCUCCAGUUGUCAGUAGGUCUACUCUAGAACUUCCUCCAGGGGACGUUUAGUCUCACUUAGAAACACAUCUGAGUUCUGGGAAACAUUACCACCAUUUAGGAUGAUAUUCAAGUCAUUUUGGACAAUCUUUGAGGAAUUUUAAACAUUUUCUUGUCGUUAUGAACACAUUUGGACUUAUUUUGGACAGAUCUGAAAAUGUUUUAAACAAAUUUGUGUGAUUUCUCAUAAGUUUAGUUUUAUUUAAAUACUAUUUUUGAACAAUUUCUGUGUACAUUUCUGUAAGUCUUCAGAGCUGAAUGUUCUAAGUGAGACUAACCUUAAAGACUGGAAGCAGGAAAGGAGAACAUCCCCUGGAGAAAGUUCUAGAAUAGACCUACCGACAACUGUAGAAAGUUCUAGAGUAGACCUACCGACAACUAGAGAAAGUUCUAGAGUAGACCUACCGACAAGUGGAGAAAGUUCUAGAGUAGACCUACGGACAACUCUUAGGAUCACUGAUUAGACCGUCUAAAAGUGGUAAAUCUGUCUCUGAUUUGAGCGUUGAUCUCGACAGAACCAGAACCGAUCAGUUUCUCCGAUCAUGAUAAAGUAACAAUUCAGACUUUUUGUGCCUUUUAUAUGAAGAAACGUUGGCAGGUGAGCUUGUGUUCGGGGACUUUAAACAUGAUCUUUGUGACGAUGAAUGAAAACGUUUGUUCUGUUUGUAUUUUAUCUGAAUUGUAUCUGUCUGCAAAUCUGCUCUUGUGCUUUGAAUACAUCCAGUAAAACAGA